Messenger RNA from Drosophila takahashii, 677 nucleotides. RefSeq lists its product as uncharacterized. The record is from RefSeq and is a predicted model, not a curated record. NCBI's taxonomy places the organism in Eukaryota, Metazoa, Arthropoda, Insecta, Diptera, Drosophilidae.
ACUCGACAACCCUGCUCUUUACAUAACAAGAAGAAGAAGACCUCUCAUCGACCCCACCACACCGGGAUUCAAGGAUUUUAUUGCAUUUUCACCGAUUACAAUGGCCAGCUCGCAGUCAAACGACGCCUGCAGCAUAUGCGACAAAGUGGGCCUCAAGCCCUUCACCCGGGAGAAUGUGUUCAACUACUACAUACCGCUGCACGGCCUGGUGAGCUACGGAGCCCUGGCGGUGAACGUUAUGAACCCCCAGAUCGUGCCCAAGAUCCUGCCCAAGAAGGACCUCACGAACGUGUUCCUCAUCUCGGCGGUGGUGGGCAGUGCCUUCUACAUCUACGGCCGGCCCCACCUGAAGGACGUGAAGAACAACAAGCGGGGCGCCUACGCCCUGCUGGGAGCCACCCUCUUCUCGAUGGGAUCCGUUUUGGCCUGGGCGCUGAUCAAGUCCGCCCUGCCCCAGGACAACGCGCUGCUGGCGACCCUGGCGGGACUGGGAACUGGUGCAGCCAUCGUGAAGAUCGGCACCGAUUACAUUCAGGACGUGGACAAGCUGCAGAAGAACUAGGUGAACUGAUCGACCCCAAAACUGGGUUCGUACUGUAAUUGCUGUCUUGGCCGUACAUAGCUCGUAAUGCAAUAUUAUCUCCCGCAUAUUUGAAUAAAAUUAUACAACAAACCGA